UACCCUCGUACAGAAGAUCCCCAUUGUCGGAGAAUUGAAAGGGAUUGUUUGUAUUCUGUGAAUACCAACUCGCGAAGAUCGGCGGAGUAUCCCUUGUAUAUAUACGGGCAAACCGACGAAGCCCAUAUCGCCCGCCAUCAUGGCAGAUCUGGAAGAAAAGAAAGCAAGGCGCGACUCCUCCGACGAACGCGCUGAGGACAUCGGACCAGAUGUUCCUCGAACCCCCCGAAACGCCAGCGUUACCGUCUCCGGCAGGCGGGUGAGCCUCGCCGACCGCGUGCAGAGCAAUGUCAACGCGAAGCUCCAAAAUCCGCUCGAAGCGUACUCGGAUGUCGAGCUGACGACCAUGGGCCGAGAAUAUGCGUUGGCCAACGCCAUCGCCGAGCCGGAGGACGUGAGAGCGUUUGAGCUCGGUGCGAUCCUCGCGAAGGAUGCGGCGAUGUUUGAGAACAUCGCAGGCAAGGCCACGGAGGAGGAGCUGGAUGUGUUGCGUCGUGAGUACUCGCAUCGAUGGAGCCAGCCUAAGUUGCUGUAUUUGGUGAUCGUCCUUUGCUCGACAUGUGCGGCUGUACAAGGAAUGGACGAGACGGUCAUCAACGGAGCACAGCUAUUCUACGGCGCUCAGUUUGGUAUCGGCGGCACUGCGCCUCGGGAUACAUGGCUCCUGGGUGUAGUUCACGCCGCUCCGUAUAUCUGCGCCUCAUUUAUCGGCUGCUGGCUCACCGCGCCGCUCAACAACCUGUUCGGUCGACGCGGAACGAUCUUCAUUACCUGCUUUUUCUCCGCCGUCGCUUGUUUCUGGCAGGGAUUCACCAACUGCUGGUGGCAUAUGUUCGUGGCUCGUUUUGCCCUCGGUUUUGGAAUCGGACCCAAGUCGUCCACCACGCCAAUCUUCGCUGCGGAAACCACCCCGCCCGCGAUCCGUGGCGCCCUGGUCAUGCAAUGGCAGAUGUGGACUGCCUUCGGUAUCAUGGUGGGCUACAUCGCCGAUCUCGCCCUGUAUUAUGUCCCCGAUACUCCUGGCGUUCACGGCCUCAAUUGGCGAUUGAUGAUGGGUUCUGCCAUGCUCCCCGCCGUCGUCGUAUGUUGCUUCGUCUUCCUGGCUCCCGAGUCGCCUCGCUGGUAUAUGAGCAAGAACCGACAUCAUGCUGCAUAUGGUAGCAUGGUACGACUGCGAUAUAACCGGAUCCAGGCGGCCCGAGACACUUUCUAUAUGGCGAAGCUGCUUGAGGUGGAGAAGGAGAUCCAGACUGGCAGUUGGGCUAUUUUGGAACUGAUCAAAGUUCCUCGAAACCGACGCGCCAUGCUCGGAUCCGAGAUCGUCAUGUUCAUGCAACAGUUCUGCGGUGUCAAUAUCAUCGCGUAUUAUUCGUCCUCUGUAUUCUUGGACGCCAACCUGUCUGAGGUUAGCUCCUUAGCGGCAUCGCUAGGGUUCGGCAUCAUCAACUGGCUUUUCGCCAUCCCAGCUAUUUACACCAUCGACACAUUUGGUCGGAGGAAUUUGCUGUUGACAACCUUCCCCCUCAUGGCCAUAUUCCUGCUCUUCACGGGCUUCUCCUUCUGGAUCCCCGAAGGCACUGGACGGAUUGCUUGUGUGGCACUCGGGAUCUAUCUGUUUGGCAUGGUAUACAGUCCGGGUGAAGGUCCAGUCCCUUUCACCUACAGUGCCGAAGCGUAUCCUUUGUACGUGCGCGCGGUUGGGAUGUCACUGGCUACUGCGACCACCUGGUUUUUCAACGCGGUGCUCGCCGUGACCUGGCCGUCCAUGUUGCAAGCGUUCAAGCCCCAGGGAGCAUUCGGUUGGUACGCGGCCUGGAACAUGAUUGGCUUUGGUCUGGUCCUCCUGUUCAUGCCUGAGACGAAGGGCAAGACACUCGAAGAGUUGGAUCAGGUGUUCAGCGUGCCGACGCACGUGCACGCGGCCUACGGGAUCCGGCAGCUGAAAUACAUCUUCCGCAGGUUCGUCUUGUUCCAGAAGGUGGAGCCGGAACGGUUGUAUGAGCGGGAGACAUAUGAGGGCCAGGAUGUAGAGGCAUGAAGGAACGUUGCUGAACUCGAGGUGGAAGGUUGAGAGACUUGCUAUAGCGAGGGGAUGACUUGAUAUAACUGCAAAUACUUAAUCAUAUAUGAUAGAAGAUGCCAGAUGGAUAAAGGGACUUGGUAGACUCAGCGUGGAAUAGCGAAGAGACUUGAUGCAGAGGUAAAUUUCUAUACGAAGACGGUGCUUUACGGUAGAUUCGAGUAUACGGUAGAUACACGGUAGAUA
Eremomyces bilateralis CBS 781.70 is the source of this 2266-nucleotide messenger RNA. RefSeq lists its product as uncharacterized. Gene Ontology annotation, molecular function: myo-inositol:proton symporter activity. NCBI's taxonomy places the organism in Eukaryota, Fungi, Ascomycota, Dothideomycetes, Eremomycetales, Eremomycetaceae. Gene Ontology annotation, cellular component: membrane. The transcript is spliced from 4 exons. The record is from RefSeq and is a predicted model, not a curated record. The coding region runs from base 140 to 2038 and encodes 632 amino acids. Gene Ontology annotation, biological process: transmembrane transport.